This is a messenger RNA of Vitrella brassicaformis, 1440 nucleotides long. The record is from the annotation of a GenBank genome assembly. Lineage: Eukaryota; Vitrellaceae.
AUGGCGCCUAUGUGGUCCGUCUUCGAUCUCGACAAUGACAGUGACUGGAAUUUCGACGAAAUGUCAGCUUUUCUCGGACAAGUACUCCAGUACUGGCUUUCAGAUAGCCGCAGGACUGCACGCAAAAGCAAGGAUGUUUUUCCAGGUUGGUGAACCGCUCACUCAAAUCCAGUUUGCUGGAAUAAAGAGGCAGCUGGGCGUCGAAGGGGAGCUCAUCCCAUUUGGUAAGAUACCUGAUAAUUGCCUGAUAAUCUACCGAGACAUAUACGCAUCGCAUGAAUGGAUCGCAAACAUGAAUCAGCCAUUUGUGUACGUGCAGAAGCGAUCGAGAGCAACCCAACGGUCGCCGACACAUGGCUCACUGAGUAACUGAGUACCUGGAGAUCCUCAUUAUCCCUUCCAUCCAGAUCAGAUUCCUUCCGUCAGAUAUCUGGAUAAAAUGCGGAUCCCAGCCGUUGCACUCCUUGGUCGAAAUGCGACUGAUUACAUGACCAAGGUAUUUGGCUUUGAUUCAGCAAUUUGGAAGUUUACACAGCCACCAUUUGGUGUGUCGGUUGCCGCCAAGAUCCACAGGGUGUGGGCCGACCGGCCCUUCUCUGAAUCACUAGCAAAGUCGAACAUGAAUGUACGCGCGGAAGAAAUUACACAUGACCCCUGCAGGGAUGCCAUUAUGAUAUUGGUUCUGCAAUGCUCGCUGUGUAUAUCUGUGUACAUCUCUCUAUGUCUCGGCAUCGGUGAAGACAACCGUCGACCAAAUCAUGGACCUCGUCUCGACGGGAAACGUUGGCUCACGGGCGAUGUCUUCCUGGGUGUACGAAGUUACAGAAAAGCUCUACCUUCGAUAACUUUGUUGUCAAUGAUUGCAGGCGGGGAUUCCCAGCUCACCACGUGCUCCGCUUCACCCGCGUAAGCUGAAAUGAGAUCAGCAGAUGCAAAUUGGGUGGCUAUGUGUGAAUUUUUCCGCCUACCGUGGACGCCCACCAGGAGAAUAAGACCUGCUUCGCCAUUGGGCCUCUAACUGAAGCGCCAGGCGUGGAGCUGACUGGUCGACGCUGCACUUGGAAGAGACGCCGCCGGGCACACGCUUGUAUGACUGCCGUCACUCAGGCACACGUUGGGGCUUGGAGUAUGGCGAGUAUGCUCUGAGUGGCAUUGACUUCACCAAGUACGCCGCCGAGUAUGGCGUAUCCCCUGACGGGCGAGAGUUCAAUGUCCGGAUCGAAGUAAGUGCCAGUCCUGCAUACCUGUGCCUGUGGGUAUCUGUAUGUCUGUCUGUGGUCUGCACGGAAGGUGCCUGCAGAGGUGCUUCCGAUCAACUUUGAUCUAUCAGCUGCAGACGCCCAGGAGUCACCUUUAGCGGACUGGCAUCGUGAGAUACAUACUGACGCCACGACCGGUGUUUGCGUCUGUCUGUCCGUCGGUCUGCAGAUGUGGGCGUGA